GAUUGCUGUCACCUGGCCUAUUACCUAGAUCUGGUUCGUCGGAUAUAAGGAUUGGUUGUGGGGCGGUGCAGUAGAUACCGGCAUACAUCAGCGGGGGUCAGCUCCAGAACACACCACCACUCACUCUUCUUGCUCUGAGGUGCUCCCGAACCGCUAACAUGCAGGGACCGCUGGUAUUGCUGGUCGUUUCUACCAUAUGCCUCAUUGGAGCAAACAGCAAGCAUUCCCGUGGUGAAUGCCCCCAAGUACAAAUACAGCAAAACUUCUCUCUAAGCGAGUAUAUGGGGAUGUGGUAUGAAAUUGAACAUCUUCCCACACAUUUUGAUUCCGGUAGCUGCAUUGCAGAAAAAUACAGCCUGGAGGAAGAUGGUUGGGUGGUGCUCAUCACUGAGGAGAAGUUGGAGAAUGGUACUUUGCAAUAUUACAGGGGAGAUAUGGUUCCAACAAGUUUGAAUGUAACAGCUAACCUUCAAUACAGAUUGGGACGUCCAUUCAAAAGUGUGCCAGACUUUGCAGAGUUUUCCUUUGUCACAUACAUGGUAUUAACCACCGACUACAGAAGUUAUUCACUGGUAUACAGCUGCUUCCCCCGGGACCUUGCCAGAUGGAAACAUGUAGAAUAUGCUUGGAUUUUGUCAAGAGAACGGCAUCUAGCAGAAAAUGUCACUAAUCACCUGCAUGAGAUCCUGAAUUCAUAUGGUAUUAAAGAUGAAGAACUGAUUAAAACCAGUCAAGAAAAUUGCCCUAAACAUACAUAAAGCAGUGCUCAGAAUACAUUCAAAAUCAACAAAUAAAUCUGCAAAAAUUUAAUUAAUCUUUAGUUUUCAUGAUUGUAUUUUACAAUUGCUUUAGUAUAACUUGGAUUAUAUCAUUGGUGUCACUGUUGAGCAUGAACUGAGUGUAACUUAGUUUUAUUAAAAGUGGGCCAGAAUAAACGUCCCCAAAACAUGGGCACUUGUUAAUCUUUGCCUCUUUUCAGAUCUGUGGUGAUUGUUGAAGUGCUGAUCAGUCCAUCAUUACAUUUACUGACCCACAAUACAUAUACAGAGAUGGCUUUCAUACAUAUCAAAGAACUACUGCUGUAAACAACUUGGCAUAUGCAAAUAAUGGACUUGUUAGCCUUGAUGUAUGUGGAAAUAAUGCACCGCAUGACUUCAGACUAUACCAAGCAACCUCCUUAUUUGGAGCUCAAAUCAGUUUGCCUUUGUGUGGGAUAUAUUUUCAAAUUGCCAAUCAGUUGUGAAGCUGUCACUGCAGAUCACUUACCUGACUCCGUUAUUUAAAUGGCAAUAAAGACCAGUCAGCUUCUCCAAAGGGUAGGCAAUCCUUAACAUGUACAUUACACUAGAAUGGCAAGUGAAAAAUGUGGCCUGUGAGUUUUGGUCAACAAUUUUGAUUUUCAACUAUUCUGUGACAGCUAACUAACUAGAGUUCAUUAAUUCAUUUGUUGAGCUGUCUUCCAUGUCAAUAUGUUCAAUACUGUACUGUGACCAUGUAGAAACUUGCAGCAUUGAAUAAUAUACUUGGCAAUAAAAAUAUGAAACC
Pristis pectinata (smalltooth sawfish) is the source of this 1545-nucleotide messenger RNA. Its product is annotated as apolipoprotein D-like. The record is from RefSeq and is a predicted model, not a curated record. The transcript has 6 exons. Gene Ontology annotation, biological process: brain development; tissue regeneration; lipid transport. The coding region runs from base 159 to 758 and encodes 199 amino acids. NCBI's taxonomy places the organism in Eukaryota, Metazoa, Chordata, Chondrichthyes, Rhinopristiformes, Pristidae. Gene Ontology annotation, molecular function: lipid binding.